Messenger RNA from Arthroderma uncinatum, 4947 nucleotides. Its product is annotated as tetratricopeptide repeat protein 1. Gene Ontology annotation, molecular function: acyltransferase activity; RNA polymerase II complex binding. The coding region runs from base 1 to 4947 and encodes 1648 amino acids. Lineage: Eukaryota; Fungi; Ascomycota; Eurotiomycetes; Onygenales; Arthrodermataceae. Gene Ontology annotation, biological process: regulation of DNA-templated transcription. Gene Ontology annotation, cellular component: Cdc73/Paf1 complex. The transcript is spliced from 4 exons. The record is from RefSeq and is a predicted model, not a curated record.
AUGCCGUCGCGAGCAAGGCACCACCGGAAGGCGUCGUCUCUGACAGGCGGGAAAGCCGCUGGCAAGAAGAGUGCUGGACCAGACCUCAUGAAGUCGUCUAGACAUAUCUAUGAGCGAGAGCCGCCGAACUAUGGCAUACUGGCCCAGAUCGUGCGCAGCUUUCUCCUCGUUGCGUGGUUCUCCUGCUGCUGCGUCUGCAUCGUGGUGUCCCAGGUGGUCGGACUGCCGCUCUACUUCAUCGAUAGAGACUAUUUCAAUGCAUACAUGGCCAGGACAAAGGAGUCGUUUGGCCUCGCGAUCACUGCGCUGACCGAGUGGAGUGCCCCGACCCCUGUCCGCGUCAGUGGUGAUAGGAGUGUGCUCGGUCAGGUUACUCUCACGUCGAACGGAGGGAUCCAGACUCGGUUUCCUGAGCGUAUGGUCCUGAUUGCAAAUCACCAGGUCUACACCGACUGGCUGUACCUGUGGUGGGUUGCGUAUACGAACCAGAUGCAUGGACACAUCUACAUCAUCCUCAAGGAAUCACUCAAGUACAUUCCGCUGGUGGGGCAGGGGAUGGCGCUGUACGGCUUCAUCUUCAUGGCCCGCAAGUGGAUGGCCGACAAGCCUCGACUGCAGCAUCGUCUGAACCGGCUCUGUCGACAACGCGGCGACUCUGCUCCCGGUUCCCCCGUCUUCAAUCCGAUGUGGCUGUUGAUCUUUCCCGAGGGAACCAACCUGUCAACACAUACUAAAGAAGUUAGCGAUGCAUACGGGACGAAGCAGAGUAUUAAUUCUUAUAAGCAUGAGCUUAUUCCACGCACUACGGGGCUUUUCUUUUGCCUACAGCAGCUAAGAGGCACGGUCGACUAUGUCUAUGACUGUACGAUGGGUUACGAGGGUCCACCGAAAGGGAGUUACCCUGAUAGCUACUUUACCAUCCGCUCUACAUACCUAAAGUGCCGCCCGCCGAGGGUUGUUAACUUCUACUGGAGACGGUUUGCCCUUGCUGAUAUUCCACUGGAUAAUCAAGAACAUUUUGAAACCUGGUUAUUCGACCGCUGGGCUGAGAAGGAUGCCCUCCUGGACAAGUUCAUCGAAACUGGCAAAUUCCCUCCAUUCGAGGACGCAGACUUGGUCGAGGUCGACCCGAACAGCCCUGAUAUCCAAACCACAUCCGGUAAAAACCACGGCUACGUCGAAGGCGAGGUACGACUGGGCUAUUGGAUCGAGAUCGCUAGAGUGUUUACGAUUCCUGCUAUACUUGCAGCCCUGAUCCAGCUAUUUCGGAGCUCUCCUAACCACUUUCCCUCGUCCCGGCGUGCGACAACACGCUUUGCGCGCCCCGUCAUGGCGCCGCCCCUUCAGAACGGCGUUGCCAACGGCAGCAAUGGCCUAGAUGCCGUGUCCAAAGCUGCUGCGGCGAUGAUGAACCCUCGAUUCUCCGAUAUUCCUUCCGCCAUAGACAUUCCCGCCUCUACGUUCGACAGCGAGGUCGAAAUCAGCUUACAAGAACUCCCCGACGACCCUACAGAGCUCUGCACCCUUCUUGAUAACGAAAAGGCCGCGAAGAAUUUCUGGGUCAUCAUUGCUCUGGCGUACGCGAAGCAAAAACAGAUCGAUCAUGCCAUUGAAAUUCUCACCCGUGGCCUAGCCUCACUUGCGCAUGGUGCUACGAAGGAAAGACUAAGUCUGCUGGGCUGGAUUUGCUGGCUAUACCUGAUCAAAAGCAGACAAGCUCCUCGAGUUGCCCCAGAGGGCCAGCUUUACUCCGAAGCAAAGACGAAAGAAUUCUAUCUGCAAGCUGCAACGGCGACUCUGAACGAGGCCUCGCGGCUGAACCCUGCUUUCCCUCCGCUGUUCCUUGCCCGUGGUGUGCUUUCUAUCCUCCGUGCUUCCUUACAACCUCCUUCGAAACCGGUCAGGCCUGGUACUGUUGAUACGUCGGAACGCGUUGAAUGUUUGCAACAGGCCAUAAAAUGUUUCGACGAGUCUUCAAAGGCGUUUGGCGGCCGCAAUAUCAUGGCCAUUUUGGGCCGUGCGAGAGCAAACUAUAUGCUUGGACGGUACGGCGAGGCCUUGGAGGGAUACCAGGAGGCCCUGGUGAAAAUGCCAAACAUGAGAGAUCCGGAUCCGCGAAUUGGGAUUGGGUGUUGUCUUUGGCAGCUUGACUUUAAAGACCAGGCAAAGGUUGCGUGGAAUAGGGCAUUGACGUUAAACCCUGACUCAAAGGCGGCCAAUAUUCUUCUAGCUGCGUAUUACUUGCAUGACAGCUCGCGCCAUUCGACCAACGACCCGGAAUUCACCUCUCUCUACAAGACCGCCAUGACCCAGUACACCCAGAAAGCGUUCAAACUUGAUAAAGAGUACCCGAUGACCUGUGCCACAUUUGGCAGCUAUUUCCUCCUCCGCAAACAUUUCCCCACUGUCGAAGCCCUUGCACGCAAAGCUAUCGAGCUCACGGAUGUCAAUGCCAUCGCUAGUGAUGGUUGGUAUCUGCUGGCUAGAAAGGAACACACCGAAGGCGAUCCAGAGCGAGCGCUGGAAUACUACAACAGAUCGGACCAGGCAAGAGGCGGAGCCGACAAGGGAUAUCCGCCCGCCAAAUUCGGUGCAGUCCAAAUGCAAGUGAAGAGGAAAGAUUUCGAUGGUGCCAAGUUCCGACUAGAAAAGAUUAUACAGCAGACCAAAAACCCCGAAGCCAUGGCCCUCCUUGGAUCUUUAUAUGCCGAUGAAGUUUUUGCGGCCAGCAAUACAAAGGAAGACAAAUCGGCCGAAGCCAAGAAGGCAAUCUCACUACUCGAAUCUGUGCGAACGUCUUGGAAAGCGGAAAAGAAACUCACACCAGACGAGUCCGUGUUACUCUAUCUUGCUAGGCUAUACGAGGUCACCGCUCCGGAAAAGAGCGUACAGUGUCUCAACCAGGUUGAAGAAAUGCAACUGGCUCAGAUUCCUGAUGAUGAACGACCAGAUGAUGUCGAGGGUGAAGAAGCUAUGACGGAAAUCCUUCGCGAGCGGCUUGCGCCUCAGCUACUCAACAACAUCGGCUGCUUCCUGUACCAGGCCGACAAGAUUGAACUGGCGAGAAAUAUGCUCCAAACUGCUCUCAACGCCUGUGUAAAAGCGCAAGAGCGAGAGGAUGCCUCCGAUACGGACGCAUACGUUACCACCAUCAGCUACAAUCUUGCUCGUACGUACGAGGCGGCGGGUAUGCCAGACGAAGCCAAGAAGGUCUAUGAGGGCUUGUUAGAGAGACACAGUGAUUAUGUUGAAGCAAAUGCGCGACUUACUUACAUCGCGCUCCGUCAAAGUCCUACCGAUGAAGGGCCGAAGAGGAUGGCGAAACUUUAUGAGGCGGAAGCAACCAACAUGGAAGUACGGGCACUAUUUGGUUGGUAUCUCAGUAAGUCGAAACGUCGCGUGGCCAAUCUGGCAGAGGACCAUGAGCAAAGGCAUUACAAGCAUACCUUACAGGGAUAUGACAAGCAUGACCGAUAUGCCUUGACGGGAAUGGGCAAUCUAUAUCUCCUCACAGGUCGAGAUAUGAGGCGAGAUGGCGAACAAGAUAAAGAAAAACGGCGCAAGAUAUAUGAGAAGGCAGUUGAGUUUUUCGACAAGGCUCUUCAACUUGACCCGAAGAACGCAUAUGCUGCCCAAGGUAUUGCCAUCGCGUUAGUUGAUGAUCGAAAGGACUAUUCAACGGCAGUGCAGAUAUUUUCAAAGAUUCGAGAUACUCUGCGCGACUCGAGUGUGUACCUUAACUUGGGCCACGUCUUUGCAGAGUUGAGGCAGUUUACCAAGUCUAUUGAAAACUACGAGAUCUCACUCUCAAAAGAUAGAGCUAGAGAUGCUCAGAUUCUUGCAUGUCUUGGCCGUGUUUGGUUCCUAAAGGGCAAGCAAGAACAGAAUUUAGUGGCUAUGAAAACCGCGUUGGAAUAUGCGGAACGCGCACGUUCCGUUGCCCCAGACCAGAUCCAUCUUGCAUUCAACAUCGCCUUUGUUCAAAACGAGAUAGCACUUCUUGCUAUCAGCCUUCCAGAAGCCCAAAAAUCAUCUGAAGAAAUCGAAGAGGCGAUAAACGGCCUAACGGCAGCAAUUGAAGCCUUUGAUAAGAUCGCAAACUCAAAGAAUCCUCCUUACCCCCGCAGCUCUCUAGAAUCCCGAGCAACUAUGGGUAGGAACACGAUCCGAAACCAACUUCAACGAACCCUUCAGAGCCAAAAGGAAUAUGAAGAAAAGAACGCCGCCAAGCUGCAGCAAGCCAGAGAGCUACGAGACGCAGAAUUAAAACGACGUGAAGAAGAGAAACGAAAGGUCGAAGAGGCUGAAAAGGAGAGAAAGCGGCAAAUGGCGGAGGAACGACAGCUGAUGAUUGAAGAAGCUGAACGGCUCACCGCAAUGCGUAUCGAUGAGGAGAGGUCGAGGGAAGCUGCCGAGUACACGACCGACAGCGAGACUGGAGAUAAGGUUAAAAGGCAACAGAAGAAAGCAAAGGGCAGCAAACGAAAGAAGAAAGCAGAUGCGGAUAAGAGUAGGCAAGAAAGCGAAUCACGACACUCUGGAUCAUCGUCUGAAGGAGAAGAGGAUGAACGUUCUGCUGCUCCUAGAAAGAGAAGACGCCUUGAGCGAAGAGGAAACGCGAAGUCGAGUAAAUUCAAGAGUACCGAAAUCGUCGUUGAAUCGGAAAGCGAGGCUGAUAAUGCCGAAGUCAACGGCGAGGACGACAAAUCUGGAUCACCCGCGCCAGGUCGGAACGAUGACGAGGAUGAAGAUGCUCUUGUACACCGACGACGGAAGAAGACCAAUUUGCGCAUUGAAGAUGAUGACGACGAAGAUGAAGAAGGGGGGAAAGAGGCAGCUCCCACUGGGGAUGAUGAUAACGAUGACCUCUUCGAUGAGAAAUCGCCAGCCGGCAACGACGAUGCUGAUAAAGAUGUCGACAUGAAGGGUGCCGAAGAAGAGGAGUGA